CCCUUCGAUUUAGUUGUGAUGAGAGAUUUUUAAUAAAGUGGAAAAUCAAUUACUACUCAAUAAACAAAAGCCGCAAGACCCAUCAAAAUGUAACAAGAAAAAAAGCAAAGCACAAAAAAAAAUAAAUAUUGCACGUCACUAAUAUCAACCACUUCGAAACAUAUCAAAUCGACAUAAUCACUGAAGCGGAACCGAAAAAUAGCACCACCAAUGCACGCAUAACCAAAUCAGAGGCGUGCCCAGAAGCAAAUACUUGGAAACACAAAAAACAAAACUAAACAAAAAUUGGUGAAAUUGGGUGGGGGCCCUAAAUUAUUUGGUUAAUAUUACUCUUUCGCUUCGUAUCGACGCACAGCUGUUAAAAUGUUCAUAAUUACGGUCGUUAGGUUGCUACUAAUUGCGCUGAACCUCUUCCCCAGCCGCUAUACAAAUCGGAAAGUGAUGUUCCUCAUCUAUCUAACAAAUCUGGUGACACAUGUGAUGAUGGAUGAACCACGAUUCGCGCAGCCGAUACCAAAUGUAACAGUUGCUGUUGGCCGAGACGCCAAUUUGCCAUGUGUAGUAGAACAUUUGGGUGGAUACAAGGUUGCCUGGAUUCACAUCGACCGUCAAAUGAUACUCACCAUUCAUAGGCACGUCAUCUCGCGUAUACCGCGCUACAGCAUCACCUAUGACAAUAGCAAUACGUGGUUGUUGCAUGUGAAUCAAGCGCAUCAGGAUGACCGUGGCUAUUAUAUGUGCCAAGUAAAUACGAAUCCAAUGAUUAGCCAAGUUGGCUAUUUGCAGGUUGUGGUACCACCGAAUAUACUCGAUAUUGAGAGUACACCCUCCUCAGUGGCUGUGCGUGAAAAUCAAAAUAUUAAUAUGACUUGUCGUGCCGAUGGCUUUCCAACACCGAAAAUCAUUUGGCGACGCGAAGAUGGCGAAGAAAUCGCCGUCGAAAAGAAGAAGAAAGUUUUAGUUUACGAUGGCGAAGUGUUGCCAUUAACGAAAGUGAGCCGCAAUGAGAUGGGUGCUUACCUCUGUAUUGCCACUAAUGGCGUACCGCCGUCAGUGUCGAAAAGAAUUAUACUGGAUGUUGAAUUUUCGCCCAUGAUUUGGGUACCCAAUCAACUUGUCGGUGCGCCAGCUCGAACAGAUGUCACAAUUGACUGCCACACGGAAGCACAUCCCAAAGCCAUCAUCUAUUGGGUAUAUAAUUCGGUUAUGGUGUUGCCAAGCAAAAAAUAUAAAACGGAUUACACAGAAAAUUCAUAUCGAGCUCACAUGAAACUGACAAUAAGAAAUUUACAAUACGGUGACUUUGGCAACUAUCGCUGCAUAUCUAAAAAUUCGCUCGGCGAAACGGAAGGCUCCAUACGUGUCUACGAGAUUCCUUUACCAUCGACACCCUCAAAGCAAGUCACACAUACCACCAUCGAAACAAGAGAAAAUAAUAUCGUAUCUACCCGCAAUGAUUCAACGAAUGCUUUGCAAAAAGAUGUUAUUUCAAUGAAAGCUGAUCUGCUGGGUGGUGGCGUAUCGUCAGCUUCACCCUCAGCUACUGCUUCCAUUUCUGCGGGUAAUGGAAAUGGCAUGUCGGCGCUAGGAGGGGCUGCCGGUGUAAAUGCAGUUGAUCGAAAAGGCACGCUGGCAAUCGGUAAAAGUAUGUUUUACACUGAACAUCCACCGAAUGAGUUGGAGGGCUCUGCAGCUGGCAUAUUAUAUAAAUCUCCUAGCAUUUUCUACAUAUUUAGAUUUGCGCUAAUAUUUCUAUUACUUAGAAAUCAAUUAUAAAAUCAUUAGAAGUAAUGCAGAGAUAAAAAAGUAAAAAAUUAUAAAUAUAAUUAAA
Molecule: messenger RNA, 1831 nt
Organism: Anastrepha ludens (Mexican fruit fly)
Lineage: Eukaryota; Metazoa; Arthropoda; Insecta; Diptera; Tephritidae
Gene: DIP-delta
Product: lachesin
Exons: 11
Coding region: 364-1776 (470 amino acids)
Cellular component (GO): neuron projection
Source: RefSeq, a predicted model, not a curated record